Molecule: messenger RNA, 783 nt
Organism: Lepisosteus oculatus (spotted gar)
Lineage: Eukaryota; Metazoa; Chordata; Actinopteri; Semionotiformes; Lepisosteidae
Source: RefSeq, a predicted model, not a curated record
CCGCAGAGUUGGCGCUCAACAGAGAUGGGGAAUCCUAACAAAGACGUGGAGCUUAAAACCAUGAGGAAGCUGACAGAAGGGCCGUCACACACUGGGAAACUUGAAGGGACUCAGCCGAGCUCAGAGAGGAGAGUUUCAUCCUACAGGAGCCUUGCGCUGGUCUUUGCCAUUCUGUGGAUCAGCACUCUCAGUGCUGGAGUGGGUCUCUACUUUUUCCACAGGUCAAUAGAACAUUCUGAGGCAAGUGGCCUUCCUGAACAUCCACUAACACUGCAGAACCAACUGGAGGAUUUCCGAAUGAACACGUCUAACCUCAUAACUGAACUUCUGAUGUCUCUGGAGAGCCUUCAAAAAGAGCACUCUACCCUUCAGAAAGACCACUCUGAUCUACAGGAAAGUUACAGGAAUGUGUCAAACGGCCAAUUGCUUACCUUGAGAUACAGCACUGAACUACAGAAUUCACUGAAGACCCUUCAAAGAGACAACUUUGACCUUCAGGGACGUCUUUCCGACCUACAGAGAGACUACAGCAAUGUGACGGAACACAGUCAGCUUACACAACAAGCCAAGACAGAGCUGGAGAAGAAACUGCAAACCCUUCAAACAGACCACAGUGACCUCCAGAGAGACUGUUUGGAUCUACAGAGAAACUGUACCAAUAUGACAAGAAACUGUCGGCUCAUACAGCAGUCAAAGACUGGUGAGUCACUUUUUAGAGCCAUCUUCUCACACAGAGAACCAACACUGGUGAAACAUCAUGUUUUGAAAUUCUUACCUCUAUAA